AUGAUCAGCUUCGUCGCGGCGCAAGGUGCCGAAGCCAUGGAGGCUGCCAUGCAGCUCGAGCAAGAUGAACAUGCUGACCAGGAGCAAGCUGAGGAGCUUCACGACGACGGACAGGGGGUUGAAGCUCCCAAGGUCAAAAAGACCAGAACGAGGAAACCGGUACCGUGCCAUGACCUGAAGAAGAUGUUCGAAGCUGGUGAGAAACGGUCCACGAAUGAUGUUGUCGACGUGAACGAGUUUUCUCAGCCCAGUGGAGGUGUUCCACUGCCAAGCCCCGCGCGAGCACUGGCAUCUGGCCAGUCAGGAAAUUUGGUCCUGAGUGCUCUCAAGAUCAGAGUAAGCUCUGUUCAGGAGGUUUCCGAGGAGGGGAUGGCCCCACCAUUGAGGCAAUUCUCAUCCGAGGAUGUCGCGGACAGACUUGAGCGUCUGAUCCUGACGGCACCAGUUGGUCUUCGGCAGCUUCUGGAUGCUGUGCCUCUCCUCGAGGCUGAGAUACCCUUGCUCGAAUCAGGCAAGGCCUUGUUCAAUCGGUUGCCGUCAACUUGGCUCGAUGUCACCGGGAACAACACAGCGAUGGGGACUCGCUGUCUAUUCGCUUCAAGACGCCACGAGUUGUCCGUUUUCGAGCCGUUGAAGCCCGAACUUAUGUUGCAGGUUCCUCCUGCAGCGAAGGAGUGGCAACUGCCCCUCGAUCUUCCCGGCGAUGCUGCGAGGGUUGUCGAGGAGGAGGCCUGGCUCCUACAAGUUCACCCUGGCCGACAAAUGUUGCGAGUGCUUCUUCGGCCAGGAGUGUUGCUGAUGAGGAUGGUUCGUCGAGGCCGGGUGCCGGCCGCCCGGUUCGUGUGGCGGGUCGUUGACUCCACGGAUGGAAAGGCUGGCGAGGAGAAGGAUCUUGAGGACCGAUCGACCUCCCACGCAGUCGGAGAGUUUUCAAUCCUGAGCAACUUGGAGGAUGCUGCCACCACGCAGCCACCGAACUUCUUGCAAUAUCCUUUGCGACGAGAGCAAUUGAGAUCCUUGGGAUGGAUGCUUGUACAGGAACAGCGGAGCACAGAGGAGCCUUUUGUCACGGAGCUGCGGGAGGCCGUUUCCUGCCCAGAUGCUCCCCACUGGAAGCUGGAAGGAAGCCUCCGUUGCGAGUAUCACAACGUCAAGGGCGGCGUCUUGGCGGAUGCCAUCGGCUACGGCAAAACCGCUUGCACCAUCGGCCUCGUCGACAAAACGAAGGAAGCCCCGCUUCCGACGAUUCCGCCAUCUUUCCGAGGCUUCGUUCCGAGCCGAGCCACUUUGGUCUUGGUUCCGACGAACCUUCACAAGCAGUGGCUCUCGGAGAUCUCCAAGUUCACUGGAGAUGCGCUCAAGGUGAUCUCGGUUCCAACAUGUUCCCAGCUGAAGCGGCUGACUCUAAAGGAGCUUGCCGAGGCCGAUAUUGUGGUGUCCACAUAUCGGCUCUUCUACUCCAUGCCUUACUUGCGGAGACUCGAAGAACUGGCACGGGAGAGCUCGUUUGGCUUCACCUUCCCGAAGAAGGGUCAGCACGCCGGGGAGGAGUGGUCGCAAGCCUACCGCGCUGCCUUCGAAGCCCUUCCUGGCUGGGCAGCCAAGCUUGGGAUCGAAACAGGCCUGGCUCCCGUUCGGCAGCAGCUUUUCGCCGGUGAUUCCGAGGAGAAUCGCAAGAGCAAGAGCAAAGAGAGCAACGAGAGCAAAGCUGCAAAUGAUGCAGCGAGCCAGGCUGCUCAAGCCACCCAAACGAGCCAGGCAAGCCAGAAGCGGCGUCGUGUCACCGGGAAGCAAACCGGGUCUGCAACAGGCUCUGUUCUGCAGGAGACGCGCAUCUCUGACUGGCCAGAGCCGGCGUUGCAGACCCAGUAUGUGCCCUUGGAGGUCUUUUGGUGGAAGCGGAUCGUCUGCGACGAGUUUCAUGAACUUCUGAGCAGAUACCCGCCUGCGCAAGUUGCAGUAGAAUUGUUCCACGCUGACAACAAGUGGGGUCUCAGUGGGACGCCUCCUUGCCAGACCUUGGCUCAGAUACGGAAGGCAGCAGGCUUUCUAGGAGUUCAGCUUCCGCAGACACCGGCGGACACGGACAAAGAGGAACCCCGCAAGGUCGCCCAAGAGUGGCUUGACGCUUUUGUCCGCAGAAACACAGCGGAGCUGCCACCUUUGGAGGAGGAGGAGCGUAUUGUUCCGGUUCGACAGACAGUCAAGGAGCGUGCCCUGUAUCUCGCCUUGACGCAGCAGCACCAACUCACCCAGGAGCUUGGGCUUACAGACACGCAAUCACACGACCUUCCACAGCAGAUCAGGGCCUUGAAAGACGUUGGACAGACUACCUGUGGACUGCUCAAGCUUUGCAGCCACUUUUGCUUCUCUGGUGCCUCUGACGUGCUGACAGCCGAAGACGAGUGCCAAAAGCAGGUGGCACUGAGAAGAGAGCGGAUCCUGCGGGCUGAGAGGGAAAUCAAAGCGCAGGCGGAAAGGGCCGCCUCACUGGCACAGCUCAUCGGUCACUUCGAACCUCUCUUUGGGAAGCAGCCAGAUGAAGUCAACUGCCCUCACAUCUGCAAGGAGUCCAAGGGUGUCCUGACCGCUCGCCUGAAGUUCAUGGGCGUCAAGGCCCUGGGCAACAAGGCCGAGCUGCAAAAGACUCUCUUUGCAACGGCCGAGCAGCGCAGUGCCGGGUUGCGGAGCUUCGCUCUGGCAAGGGGAUUCGACACGAAGCUGGCGAGCAAGGUCUCUGCCUCUUGGUACCAGGACUCUGAAGAAGGAGGCAACGCAGAAGUGGAGUGGAAGAAGAUCUUGGAUGUGCUUGAUGCAGAUGUAGGUUUGGAUGCGGGUGCCGGAAGAGUACAGGACGCCAUAAAGCAGGCAGUGGCCGCCUUUCCGUGUCAAAGGCGUGAUCCGCCUGCAAGAUGCGCAAAAAUGCGCAAGCACUUGGGAAUGCCGCAAUGGUCCGGCAGCGAGGAGGAGCACGCCGAUGAGCUGGCAGCGAACAACUGGAAAUGGCGCAGUGUUCGAGAGAAUGCCCAGAACCUGCAAAAGUUUCUGAAGGCAUGGAAGGAAGACCUCCUUGGCUCAGUGCAGCGCUUGCAGGCGUCCCAGGCAGGGCUACAGGACAAGCUUAGAAGCCUGUCCUCUUUCCAGGACACCCUGCAUGCAUCGCAAGCGGAAGCUUUCGAGGAGUUACAGGACGAAGGUUCGAAAUUUGCGAAGUACGGUUCGAAGAUUGAGAUGCUUGUGAAGCACACGCAGAAGAUCCAGCAGGCAGAUCCUGCGGCCAAGAUGAUCUGCUUCGUCCAAUGGGAAGACCUAAAGCGAAAGAUCAGCUCGGCCUUGGAAGAGUUUGGAGUGCCUCACCACAUCUUGCAGGGAAGCGUGUGGGGUCGGCAAGCCGCGCUCAGGCGAUUCCAGUACGAAGACUCCGGACCGCGCAUGCUGCUGCUCUCGCUCGAAGAGUCAGCCAGUGGGACUAACCUCACAGCUGCCAACCACGUGCUCAUCGUUCACCCGAUGGAGGCACACUCUCAAGAGGAGGCUGUGGCCUUCGAGAUGCAGGCUGUUGGCCGCGUGCGUCGUCCUGGCCAGCAGAAGAAGAUUCACAUUUGGCGUUUCGUCACGCUGGACACGAUUGAGCAACAGAUUACGGAGGAGCACCAGAAGGAGCUGUGGGAACGUCAAGCCGUGAAGAUCCACAUCCAUGAGGCGGCCGAACAGGACUCAGAGAGCGAGCUUGACUGCGAAGCUGAGGCUGAUGUCGGCGAAGCAGGAAGGGAGCACACAGAAGGGGUAGGUGCAGCUUGCAAAGCCUCAUGGCAGACUUGCAGGAAAUGCUGA
Messenger RNA from Symbiodinium sp. CCMP2456, 3834 nucleotides. NCBI's taxonomy places the organism in Eukaryota, Dinophyceae, Suessiales, Symbiodiniaceae. The record is from the annotation of a GenBank genome assembly.